Chlorocebus sabaeus (green monkey) is the source of this 1202-nucleotide messenger RNA. The record is from RefSeq and is a predicted model, not a curated record. NCBI's taxonomy places the organism in Eukaryota, Metazoa, Chordata, Mammalia, Primates, Cercopithecidae.
GCCUGGGUCAGAGCUCUGGAGAGGAACUGCUCAGUUAGGACCCAGAGAGAACCAUGGAAAUCCCAGCUCAGCUUCUCUUCCUCCUGCUAGUCUGGCUCCCAGAUACCACCGGAGAAAUUGUGUUGACGCAGUCUCCAGCCACCCUGUCUUUGUCUCCAGGGGAAACAGCCACCCUCUCCUGCAGGGCCAGUCAGAGUGUUGGCAGCAGCUUAGCCUGGUACCAGCAGAAACCUGGCCAGGUUCCCAGGCUCCUCAUCUAUGGUGCAUCCAGCAGGGCCACUGGCAUCCCAGACAGGUUCAGUGGCAGCGGGUCUGGGACAGAGUUCACCCUCACCAUCAGCAGCCUGCAGCCUGAAGAUUUUGCAGUGUAUUACUGUCAGAAGUAUAGUAGCUCCCCUCCCACAGUGAUUCAACUUGAAACAAAAACCUCUGCAAGACCUUCAUUGUUUACUAGAUUAUACAAGCUGCUUCCUUUACAGAUAGCUGCUGCAAUGACAACUCAAUUUUAUAUGGUUUUCACUUCCUGCUUAGUGAUCUCUCCUGAGGGUCCUGAAGCAUCCUCAAAGAGUAACACUCAAGUAACCCCAGCACUGCAGGUGCAAGGAUGUCACAAUUGCACAGAUGAGCAGGACUCAGACUCUGACCCCUCAGAGUACCGAUAUCCACUUCCUGAAGACAGACAAUGGUUUCAGGGCAUCCAGAACAAUCAAGAUCAAGUUACAGGUUCGGGCCACUUUCCCAUCGUUGGCACCUUCAAUGAUACCUGGGAGAUCCAGGAGCUGGAUCUUGGCAACUUUGACUCCUCAGGUCACCUUCUCACAAUGAGGCUCCCUGCUCAGCUCCUGGGGCUGCUAAUGCUCUGGGUUCAUGGAUCCAGUGGAGAUAUUGUGAUGAUCCAGACUCCACUAUCCCUGCCCGUCACCCCUGGAGAGCCGGCCUCCAUCUCCUGCAGGUCUAGUCAGAACCUCCUGCAUAGUGAUGGAAACACUUAUUUGCACUGGUACCUGCAGAAGCCAGGCCAGUCUCCACAGCUCCUGAUUUAUGGGGGUUCCAACCGUUUUGCUGGAGUCCCAGAUAGGUUCAGUGGCAGUGGGUCAGGCAAUGAUUUCACACUGAAAAUCAGCCGGGUGGAGGCUGAGGAUGUUGGGGUUUAUUACUGCACACAAGGUAUACAGUUUCCUCCCACAGUGGUACAACCCUGA